AUGGUCAAUGGACCCAAACCCCUUCAGAUUGGAGGUGUCUGUAAGGCAGAAGUUCGCAUCGUUUCUGCCAUCAACGCCAACAAACCACCGUCAAUGCCCCAUACAUCAUCGCCACUGGGGGGUCUCUACAUAGCCUCCACGCUCAACCACCUCCAUCGGCAACCCCGCUCAAAACUACCUGCCACGCUCUUGGCUCACGCAUGCAGAACCGGCUGGGUUUUCGCCAACUCCUUGCAUCUUUCGUUACCUGCUUCACUUCUGGAACAUAUCCUUAACCUCGAGUAUUGGCAAUACCUCAUAGACCCGACAUAUUCGUUGAUCAACCACUUGCUACACCCCUUUGAAAGGAUGCUUGCAGUGCUGCGGUUCAUGCUAACAAAAGACCUCAAAUUCGAUCACGGCAAAGCCUGCAAACCCUUCAACUCCGUCCUAGGCAAACAUUUCCGCACCCACUGGGACAUAUCACCUGCACAAUUCCCCAACCCCGACUCCGACCCCCCUUCAACGAUACCCAAGAGCCGACCCUCCUUCGUCUCCGAGACAGCUGGUGUGCAGAGUGCAGUCAGCUCGAGCUAA
Molecule: messenger RNA, 576 nt
Organism: Laccaria bicolor S238N-H82
Lineage: Eukaryota; Fungi; Basidiomycota; Agaricomycetes; Agaricales; Hydnangiaceae
Exons: 4
Coding region: 1-576 (191 amino acids)
Source: RefSeq, a predicted model, not a curated record